Messenger RNA from Raphanus sativus (radish), 2883 nucleotides. RefSeq names its product aminopeptidase M1. Gene Ontology annotation, biological process: peptide catabolic process; proteolysis. The transcript is spliced from 18 exons. Gene Ontology annotation, molecular function: metalloaminopeptidase activity; peptide binding; zinc ion binding. Gene Ontology annotation, cellular component: cytoplasm. The record is from RefSeq and is a predicted model, not a curated record. Lineage: Eukaryota; Viridiplantae; Streptophyta; Magnoliopsida; Brassicales; Brassicaceae. The coding region runs from base 117 to 2732 and encodes 871 amino acids.
UAACACAAAACCCUUCCUUCCUUCCUUUCUCCUCUCACUGCAAUUUUUUUUUGUUUAUUUAAGGAUACAACUCAUCGAAACAAACCCAAAAAAAAAAACAUUUGCACAAACAAAAGAUGGAUCAGUUCAAAGGUCAGCCUCGCCUUCCCAAGUUCGCCGUUCCCAAGCGCUACGAUCUCCAUCUCAUCCCCGAUCUCGUCGCCUGUACUUUCACCGGAACAGUAGCGAUCGAUCUCGAUGUAGUCGCCGAUACUCGUUUCAUCGUUCUCAACGCUGCUGAUCUCUCCGUCAACGAUGCCUCCGUUUCCUUCACUCCCCGUUCCUCCUCUCAGACGGUUGCAGCUCCGAAAGUUUCACUCUUUGAAGAGGAUGAGAUUCUUGUGCUUGAGUUUCCUGAGACUCUUCCCCAUGGAGUCGGAGUUCUCCAACUCGCUUUCAAUGGAAUCCUCAGUGACAAGAUGAAGGGAUUCUACAAAAGUACCUAUGAACAUAACGGUGAGAAGAAGAACAUGGCCGUUACCCAGUUUGAACCAGCUGAUGCUAGGAGAUGCUUCCCAUGCUGGGAUGAACCUGCUUGCAAGGCUACCUUCAAGAUUACACUAGAGGUGCCUUCUGAUUUAGUGGCUCUCUCCAACAUGCCCGUUGUGGAGGAGAAAGUUAAUGGCAACGUGAAGAUCGUCUCUUAUCAAGAGUCACCGAUCAUGUCUACAUACUUGGUGGCGAUUGUUGUUGGAUUAUUUGACUACGUAGAAGAUCACACAUCCGAUGGUAUCAAAGUCAGAGUGUACUGUCAAGUGGGCAAAGCCGACCAAGGCAAAUUUGCCUUGCAUGUUGGUGCAAAGACCUUGGAUUUGUUCAAAGAGUACUUUGCUGUGCCGUAUCCCCUUCCCAAAAUCGAUAUGAUUGCGAUCCCGGAUUUUGCUGCUGGAGCUAUGGAGAACUACGGUUUAGUUACAUACCGUGAAACAGCUCUUCUCUAUGAUGAGCAACAUUCAGCAGCUUCUAACAAACAGAGGGUUGCGACUGUUGUUGCCCAUGAACUGGCCCACCAGUGGUUUGGCAAUCUCGUCACUAUGGAGUGGUGGACUCAUCUAUGGCUGAAUGAGGGUUUUGCUACUUGGGUCAGCUACUUGGCAACUGAUAGUUUGUUCCCUGAAUGGAAAAUCUGGACCCAGUUCUUAGAUGAAUCUACCGAGGGUCUAAGGCUAGAUGGACUUGAGGAGUCUCACCCAAUAGAGGUGGAGGUUAAUCAUGCUUCUGAAAUUGAUGAAAUAUUUGAUGCAAUAAGCUACAGGAAGGGUGCAUCUGUCAUCCGCAUGCUACAAAGCUAUCUUGGUGCUGAAGUUUUCCAGAAGUCGCUUGCUGCAUACGUUAAACGUCAUGCUUACUCAAACGCAAAGACUGAAGACCUGUGGACGGCUUUGGAAGAGGGUUCAGGAGAACCUGUGAACAAGCUUAUGAGUUCUUGGACAAAGCAAAAAGGAUAUCCUGUUGUCUCAGCCAAAAUAAAAGAUGGAAAACUGGAACUUGAGCAGUCUCGUUUCUUGUCAAGCGGUUCUCCUGGGGAAGGACAAUGGAUUGUGCCAGUAACCUUGUGCUGUGGUUCAUAUGACGUGCGCAAAAACUUCUUGUUGGAAUCCAAAUCUGGAGCAUAUGAUAUAAAGGAGUUAUUGGGCUGUUCCGUUGGUGAUGGCUCUUGGAUAAAAAUCAAUGUCGAUCAGGCUGGGUUCUAUAGGGUGAAAUAUGAUGACAGCCUUGCGGCUGGACUCAGGAAGGCAACAGAGAGCCAAAGCUUGACUGCUAUUGAUAGAUAUGGUAUUUUGGAUGAUUCUUUUGCACUUUCUAUGGCUCGUCAGCAAUCUCUGGCCUCUUUGCUCACUUUGAUUAGUGCUUACAAAAAGGAAUCUGACUAUACCGUGCUGUCAAACCUCAUUGUUAUAAGCUACAAAGUUGUGAAGAUUGCAGCAGAUGCAAAUUUAGAACUGAUGUCUGGGAUUAAACAAUUUUUCAUCGGCGUUUUCCAGCUUGCUGCUGGGAAACUUGGUUGGGACCCAAAACAAGGGGAGAGCCAUCUAGAUGCUAUGCUGAGAGGGGAAGUCUUAACUGCACUUGCUACGUUUGGGCAUGAUGAGACACUAAAGGAGGGAGUUAGAAGAUUUGAUGCAUUCUUAGCUGAUAGGAACACUACGCUUCUGCCUCCUGACCUCAGAAGGGCUUCUUAUGUUGCUGUAAUGCAGAGAGCCAACAAAUCAGACAAAUCUGGUUUUGAGUCUCUUCUGAAAGUUUAUAGGGAAACAGACCUGAGCCAGGAGAAAACGCGAAUCUUAGGUUCUUUGGCAUGUUGCCCAGACCCCAGUAUAGUUCAAGAUGUUCUUAACUUUGUAUUGUCUGAUGAGGUCCGGAAUCAAGAUGCAGUUUAUGGACUUUCCGGUGUAAGUUGGGAAGGACGUGAAGUAGCAUGGAAAUGGCUACAGGAGAAGUGGGAGUUCAUUGAGAAGACAUGGGGUUCUGGAUUUCUCCUAACACGCUUCAUAAGUGCAGUUGUAUCUCCGUUUGCGUCGUUUGAGAAGGCGAAAGAAGUGCAGGAGUAUUUCUUAACGAGAUCAAAGCCUUCAAUGGCAAGAACCUUGAAGCAGAGCAUUGAAAAGGUUCAUAUUAAUGCUAAUUGGGUGGAGAGUAUCAAAAAGGAAGACAAUCUCACACACCUCGUUACUCAGCUCUCUUCAAACUAAAAGUCUCGCGCACUUUCGUUCGGUUUUAUCUCCUGAAUAAACUAAAGUAUCUGUGACCAUGCAGACCUUCGUUGUUUCUCCUUCUCAACACAGAAUUCGCAGUUUCUUUUUCAGACUUUGACUUUGCCAUCAAUAAAGUUUCCUUUUUAGA